AUGAAGGCAUACAUAAGCAUUUGGACAGAGAGACUAUUUUUAGCGCUAACUUUCGUGGCGGCAGUCACGGCUGAUGUGUCACACCUUUUCGCACAUAGUGAUAAUCUGCAGGAUGAUGGGUAUCACUACAAUAGGCCAAGUGGCGGAGCAGUUGUAGAUGUCCCUGCUGGCCACAGGCAUGCCGCCUCGGCUCCAUCUCCAUCAUACUCUUCAGCUCCUGCUGCAUCUUAUUCAAGUGGCUCAUCUUAUGGCUCUGCAUCCGCUCCUGCUGCUUCGUAUUCUUCAGGUGCAAUUGGUGGUUCGUCUUAUCAAGCUGCUUCAGCUCCUGCUGCUUCUUAUUCGCAUGGAGUAUCUCACCAAGCCGCCUCAGCUCCUGCUGCAUCUUAUUCAACUGCCUCAUCCCCUUCGGCAUCUUAUUCAGGUAGCUCAUCAUACCACGCUGCUCCAGCUCCAGCUGCCUCAGCUCCUGCUGGAUCUUAUUCAGGUAGCUCUUACCAUGCUGCCUCAGCCCCUACCACGUCUUACUCUCAUGGUUCCUCUCACCAAGCUGCCUCAGCUCCAGCUGCAUCUUACUCAAGCAGUUCAUCUCGCUUUUCCGCUUCUGCUCCAGCUGGUUCGUUCGGAGGCUCGUCUUACAAUGCCGCUCCAGCUGCCUCUGCCCCAGCUCCAGUUCACCGUUCUCCAGCUCCUGCCCGAAAAGCAGCUGGCGCCAAAGACGAAAAUGGUUAUCAUUAUGAAGCUCCAAAAACUCCUUUUGAAAGCCGCCCUGAGCCAGUAAAAGAAUACUUACCCCCACCACCAACAAAACGACCACCACCCCCACCACCUCCACCAAAGCCAGCACCGAAACGCCCUUCUCCACCUCCACCACCUCCAAAGGAAUAUUUGCCUCCACCACCAACCAAUAAACCUGCUCCGCCGGCUCGCCCUCCACCUCCUCCACCAGCGCCAAAACGUCCACCCCCACCACCACCAAAGGAAUAUCUGCCUCCUCCCCCAACCAAUAAACCAGCUCCACCCGCACCAAAACGCCCCGCACCGCCACCACCACCACCACCACCACCCUCCCCACCAAAGGAAUACCUCCCACCAUCAUCUGGACCAAAAGGAUACUCCUACCCUAAUGACCCUCAGCCACCCUUCAGCUCCUAAGUGACUAGCAAACGAGACUUUUUCUAGUAUUAGCCAACUACAAUAGAUGCUUUUUCGUUCAAGAUUUUUUUCCUUGUCUUUUCUAUGCAAAGACCUGAGAAAACAAUGGCGAUUGAAAUUAA
This is a messenger RNA of Anastrepha obliqua, 1274 nucleotides long. RefSeq lists its product as uncharacterized. Bases 1 to 1152 code for a protein of 383 amino acids. The record is from RefSeq and is a predicted model, not a curated record. Lineage: Eukaryota; Metazoa; Arthropoda; Insecta; Diptera; Tephritidae. The transcript has 4 exons.